Nothobranchius furzeri (turquoise killifish) is the source of this 2438-nucleotide messenger RNA. RefSeq names its product casein kinase 2, alpha prime polypeptide b (gene csnk2a2b). Gene Ontology annotation, biological process: regulation of chromosome separation; peptidyl-threonine phosphorylation; peptidyl-serine phosphorylation. Gene Ontology annotation, cellular component: protein kinase CK2 complex; cytosol; nucleus. NCBI's taxonomy places the organism in Eukaryota, Metazoa, Chordata, Actinopteri, Cyprinodontiformes, Nothobranchiidae. Gene Ontology annotation, molecular function: ATP binding; protein serine/threonine kinase activity. The record is from RefSeq and is a predicted model, not a curated record.
UAAGUGUCGUCGCUAGAGGGCGCUGUGGCUUAGCCUAACACAGCGGAGGCUUUUACAUCCGGGCGGCUCUCCGCUGUUCCUCCCUUCCCUGCGCUUUCCACCGGGGAGGCUGCUAAACUCCCAUAUCCCCGGGCCUUGGUCGGGCGUCUAGCACCCGGUUGUCAAGGGGCUGCUCCUCAGCAAAACCGGCCGCACAUGACGCGGGUUCCGCAGGUGGUGGAGCUCGGAGCCGAGCGCUCCCCGUCGGUCGGUGCGACAUCUCCGCACUGAAGCAGCAUCGCUGGCUAAACGUGAGCUAACAACAUCGAUCUCUGCGCUGCUCCACCCCCCUCUGCCUCCGGUCGACCCCGCUACCGAUCUGUCACAUCGAGCGUUGAUUGAUUAGCUAACGCUCUGGAGCACCGAGGGCAUCCCGCCUACCCGCCGUUCUGGUGCAGGAAUCCCGGCUGUGUGCUCUUGGAUCCGGGGCCGAACACAGACUUACGUUAGACCUCUUCAACGUAUAGAUUUUACUCUUUCUACCUCAACACCUCGGUGCACCCGUGUCCUAUUUUUUGACUUUUUCAUUUCCCCUCGAGCUCCACCGACUCCGCUGCCACCCUACAACCCGACCGAGGAGGAGCCCUGCCCGGCGUGCUUUUCCUGCAGCCUCCCGCUGCGGGCAUCUCUGGUUCUCAUCCCCUUGGAGAAACCUCCCUUUCUUCUCUUUGCUCGCCAGCCUGCCGGUUUGCUCCACUUUACACCCACACGCAGCUGCUCGCCGCUCCUUAUCUGCCACAGCCUCCCUCGAGUUGGACGUUCACGCCCGCCCCACGGCGCCCGAGCCACGGGUCUCGCCAUGCCGGGUCCGGUGGCCGGCAGCAAGUCCCGUGUGUACGCAGACGUCAACACGCUGAAGAGCCGGGAGUACUGGGACUACGAGGCCCACGUUCCUAACUGGAACAACCAAGAGGACUACCAGCUGGUCCGAAAGCUGGGCAGAGGGAAGUACAGCGAAGUGUUUGAGGCCAUCAACAUCACCAACAAUGAGAAGGUGGUGGUGAAGAUCCUGAAGCCUGUCAAAAAGAAGAAGAUCAAGCGAGAAAUCAAGAUCCUAGAAAACCUGCGUGGAGGGACCAACAUAAUCCGGCUUGUGGACACAGUCAAAGACCCGGUGUCCAGAACUCCAGCGCUCGUCUUUGAAUGCAUCAAUAACACCGACUUUAAGGAGUUGUACCAGAAGCUGACAGAUUAUGACAUCCGUUUCUACAUGUAUGAACUACUGAAGGCUCUGGACUACUGCCACAGCAUGGGAAUAAUGCACCGUGAUGUCAAACCGCACAACGUGAUGAUCGACCACCAGUUAAGAAAGCUCCGUCUGAUCGACUGGGGUUUGGCAGAGUUCUACCAUCCCUCCCAGGAGUACAACGUCAGAGUGGCGUCGCGAUACUUUAAAGGCCCUGAGCUGCUGGUGGACUACCAGAUGUACGACUACAGUCUGGACAUGUGGAGUCUCGGCUGCAUGCUGGCCAGUAUGAUCUUUCAGAAGGAGCCAUUUUUUCACGGACAGGACAACUACGAUCAGCUGGUCCGGAUCGCCAAAGUUCUGGGGACGGACGAGCUGUUCGGGUACCUGCGUAAAUACCACAUCGAACUGGACCCGCGCUUCAAAGACCUGCUGGGACAGCAGAGCAGGAAGCGCUGGGAACAGUUCGUUCAGACAGAAAACCAGCACUUGGUGAGUCCUGAAGUACUGGACCUGCUGGACAAGUUGCUACGAUACGACCACCAACAGAGACUGACGGCUACGGAGGCCAUGGAGCACCCGUACUUCUAUCCGGUCGUGAAGGAGCAGGCUCUGUCUAACUCUGACAACAACAUGGUUACCAGCGGCAACCCUACAGCACGAUGAAAGACGUGGGAGGAAGAAGGAUGUUUGUUACCUCAACUUUGUACCUGCUCGUGACAGAAACUCUGAUACGUGUACAGAGACGGAGGAUCAAAGUGACUCGGACCAGUUAAACACUCAGAUAUGUUCAUACAGACAUGUCAACACACACUCGCGCACACACACACUCCUCUGUGUCAGUCUGUGAUUGGCUCAUCCUGGUUUCCUGUCCAGCAGUCUGACCAGUGAGUUUAAAGCUGCCCCCCCUCCUCCCAGCCCUCCCAGGUGUGUCUCAUGUAGGACUUUUAAAGACAUCCUCCCUGUACUCCUUUUCUAUGUCCUCCUCUUUCGACCGCAUCAGCAUGGAGAAUGAACAGGAGUGUGAGCCUGUCCCCCUCCCUCCUUCAGGUUUGACUGUCCCGCUCGUCUUUCUGCGCUCCUUCUUCUUUCCCGUCGUCCUCCCUAACAGACAGCAGGCGUCUCAGCACUACUUCAGAUCUGAUGGCAUGGUGGACUCUAGAUAGAAUGAUAAAUAUAUUAUUGACAAAUAAAUGAUUUUUAUUUAGAUCAA